Amblyraja radiata (thorny skate) is the source of this 7410-nucleotide messenger RNA. It is a transcript of the gene smtnb, whose product is annotated as smoothelin b. The transcript has 19 exons. The record is from RefSeq and is a predicted model, not a curated record. NCBI's taxonomy places the organism in Eukaryota, Metazoa, Chordata, Chondrichthyes, Rajiformes, Rajidae. Gene Ontology annotation, molecular function: protein binding. The coding region runs from base 587 to 3991 and encodes 1134 amino acids.
GGCGGGAGCUGAGGCGGCGAUCGGUAUUUGAAGCUCGAGCUGCAGCGCUCCGCUCCAAGAGGAAUGCGUUGGGAUCGCCGGGCUCCUGCCAUUAUUUGAAAAGUAAUAUUUAAAAAACCGGGAUCACAGAACAAAAAAAAAACCCGUUCUGAGAAAAAUAAAUCGUGACAUGAUCGCCCGCGCCUUCAAUUGAUUUGAUUUAUUUUCUGAGGUGAUAAGCCGCCAGGUACUUUGUGUACUACUAGGUAGGAAGGAACUGCAGAUGGUGGCUUACACCGAAGAUAGACACAGAAUGCUCGAGUAACAGCGCUGCGGGACAGGUAGCAUCUCUGGAGAGAAGGAAUAGGUGACGUUUCGGGUCGAGACCCUACUUCAGAGUUUUGUUUUUUGCCCAGCACCUGCGGCGAUCAAACUGUCAACGCACCCGGCACCGGGUGUCCACGAGUGACAGAGCUUGUCGAGGCUGCUUUGGAAGGGUGAAUCGAGGGUCAGGAACAUCAACACGCCCGUCACGAUCAACAUCGUGCUGGAAGUCGAGCGGUGAAGAGAACUUCUGGGACAUUGAACAGCGCAGCCCGGUUUCACCAUGUCCGCGGACCGCUACUCGUCUCUGGACGAACCGGCACUCAGGAAACUGCUGGAAGUGACUGAUGAUUUUGAUGAACGUAAACUUAUUCGGUCCACAAUUUAUGAACUGAGGAGGAACGAAUUAAAAAGAACAGAGGAAACACUAUCCUCCAAACGUUUUCGUUCUGAAAGAACAAAUAAAUGCCUUGAAGACAAAGAGAAUCAUUUACGAUCUCACAGACAAGAAGAGGAUCAGAAAGGGUCUUUGGAUAAACUUUCAGGGAAACUAGAAUCCAUUAGUGACAUUGAUGAGCUAACAACAUUGCUCCGAAAUGCAGGUGAAUAUGAAGAACGUAAACUGAUUAGAGCUGCUAUGCGUAAACUUCGUGAGCAGGAGAUUGAAGCUGCAUCCAUUGGGGACAGGCCAAUUGGAAGACCAGUCCAUAAUGGAGCACAUGAGAUAGAAAAGAAAUCUACUGUUUACCGACAGGACAUCACUCCACAGACAGUAUGUUCAAACAAGGACCAUUUGGCGAAAUGUGAGGAGAAUGUUCUUCGAACGUUGGUAGUGGAUACUGAGGACCUGGAGCCCAGACCAAAGAUCCGAGCACAAAUACAAGAUCUUUGGAAUCAGAAGAACAGCAGUCACAGUGAGCUUGAUGAAAUGACAUCCAGCAUGGUUGUUGUCCAAGAUCCUCUGAAAAAUAUUGAUGAUAGUUCAAUGAAAUCUGUUCAGACUUUUCAACAAAGAGCAACAUCAUCUGUUUUGGAUCCUUGCAUCUGUAGUACUGUUUCUGACUGGGACACUGAGAGUGGCAAGGGUUCCAAGGGACUAUUGCCUGAAAAUCCCAGGACGUCUGAAUCCUGUUGGACAAUUCAGACCCAACCUACUGUAAAGUUACAGGAAAGGACUGAAAGUUCUUCAAGCAUAGCAGAAGAUGACGAUGCUGCUCUUAGGAAAAAUGGUUGCUCCUCGGUUAAUAACAGUAAGAACACCUUUGCACCAAAGACGGAGCCUACAGUUCUCCAGGCAGAGAUAAACUCCCAGAAUGGGAAGUUGACAUCGGUCCAGAAAAGGCUACAUUCUGACUUAAUUGACAAUAUCUCUCCUAUCACAGCAAGAAGAGCCAGUGAUAAGGAACAAGGGGAAACUCUCUUCACAGGACUUGAUAAAGUGAUCACAUUCAAAGAUAAAAUGCCAAGGAACACAGCAACUCAAUCCAAGCAGAAAGAGUUAACUGAAAUAGCCAUUGAUUCUUACUUGAAUAGCUCGCCUUUCAGGAGAACUAAUUCUGUACAAGACAGGAUGAAGAAAUUUACUGUGGACUCGUCCAACCAAUCUGCUGAACUUGGUACAAACUCUUCCACUCAGAAAAGAAACCAGCUGAAUGAAAGCAGAAGCAGCCGAAUUUUACAACGACAACAGCCAUUAUCAGGCAGCCCCGCACUGAAAAUUAAAGAAUCUGGAUCUUUGAGCGGAGAAACAUCUUUGAAGGGGAACUCUGUUGAUGUUAGGAAUGUGCAGGAAGUAGAUAAAUCUACAGCAAAAACAGAUAAACAGAAUGAACACUUACUGUCAGGUAGAAGUAAAAAACUAAACGGCUCAAGUAAAAGAAAUGGAAUCGAGCGGGAUAGGUCAGCCUCACUGAGAGAGAACACGUUCAGCUCUGAACAAGUGGAUCGAAAGGACUUUCCAAAAUCUGGUAACAAGUUGACUUAUAGCUCUUCCAAAUCCAAUUUUCCAACUCCAGAGGUGCAACGCCAGGGCUACUCGAGGGCAGCAUCCUCAGUGUCUUCUUCCGAGAGCUUGAUAAGUCAUCAAAACAGAACAGCAAUUCCUGUAGACGGAUCGAAUAAGUCAACAUUGCCCUUGUUUUCUUUUGAGAAGGAUUGCAAUAAGAAAUCAUUCAUGCAAAAGUCUGCGACUGAUAAAUCAUACAUCAGGACUCCAGGGAGGAGCAACAUAAACAAAUCACAAACAUACCAGCCUGCGUCAGAGAAGGACUCCAGUAAAACCCACACAGACAGCUCAGUGCACUUAGAACAACCUAGAUCUGCUGAGCCCUCAGACUUUCCUGCUACACCGAGCAGGCACUUUCAACAAAGCUUUUCCAGACAACCUGAAAGAGAAAAGCAACUGAGCAGCAACGAAAACAACAUGAAGACACUCAUGACAAUUGAAAUUAAGGAUGGACGGAAUCCCGAUCUUAUUACUACAAGGAUCUCUGGCACACCUUCCUCACAAAGGGGAGAGCUGACAUUUGGUUUGAGAGCGACACCAUUCAGAAUGAUGGGUCCGAGCGGCAUCAUGAUGGAGACAGAGCAAGUAAUGACUGAAGCAGCCCAGUCACUUCAGUUUGAGCCUACUCUACCCAAUGGGGUAGAUGAGAAAGAAAAGGAGAAUGCCAAAGAGAAAAGCAGCACUGUGGUUCAAGAUGAUCUGAGUGCUAUUGAAGAUGAAGAAGUCCUGGACAAAAUGCUUGAUCUAACAACCGACUUUGAGAAACGGAAGAUGAUUCGAGCUGCAAUGAGGGAGCUCCGGAAAAAGAAAAGAGAUGAACGAGAAAGAGAGCGUGAAAUGAGACUACAAGAAAUGAAACAGAAAACAGAGGAGGCAAAGAAAGCAAAGUCUUUAAAUACUGCUGAAAUGAUUGUAUCCAAAACAGAAAAAUCUGCAGACGGGAAGACUGUCACCUCAAUGUCAAAGACUGAGAGAAUCACUCAGUCAGGUUGUGGCAACAAAACUUUACAAACAACAACUGUGGAAUCUAGUGUUAUAAAGAAAACUGAUGGUGGAACAUCUGUCCUUCAGACCAAGUUUAGUUCCAGCAGCACUUCAUCCAAAAAGGUUGGCAGUGUUUUUGACAGAGAAGAUGACGCAAGAUCCAGCAGUCUAUUAGCACUUGAGAGGAAACAGGCUGAGAAACGGAAAGAGGUGUUGAGGUCACAAACACUUCCACGAACUUCAGGAUCACAGGCACGGAAAGCACUGAUUGAGAAACUAGAAAAAGAAGGUGGAAGUCCUGGAAAUCCAGCUUUUUCCAAAGUGAGAAUUCAGAGAUCUUCAAGCUGUGGUGUACCGAAUGCUAAUAGUAUUAAGCAGAUGCUACUCGACUGGUGUAGAGCCAAGACACGUGGCUAUGAGCACGUGGCUAUCCAGAACUUCUCCUCCAGCUGGAACGAUGGGAUGGCUUUCUGUGCCUUGGUUCAUAACUUCUUCCCUGAGACCUUUGAUUACUCAGAACUGAAACCCAACAACCCCAGGCACAACUUCGAGGUGGCAUUCACAAUGGCAGAACGGGUAGCUUCCUGCGAUCCUCUCAUUGAUGUGGAAGAUAUGAUGAUAAUGGGCAAAAGACCUGAUCCUAAGUGCGUCUUCACCUAUGUCCAGUCCCUUUAUAAUCACCUACGAAGGUACGAGUAACGCGACCUGGCAGAUAGAAGGCAGGGUGCCUUGUCUUUCUGUUUAAAAAAAUAUAUCCACAGCUUGCCUGUGUUUUCAGACAAUUGUCAAAAGACACAUACAUGAUAUGAGUCACUAUGUACUACAUUUGCACACUUGGAUUUUCUUUCUUUUAAAUGCAUCCAGGCAAGGUGGAAGAUCCAAGGGCGAUGUUAUUGUCUGUGUUCUGUGUAAUACAGAAUUCUAGCAUAUGACUUUUUAUUUCCAAAUCAGGAAAAAAAACUUAUAUAUGUACCGAGAAAGAACCUUUAUAUUGUAUAAUCAUCCACGUAUAUUUUUGCAGAAUAUCACAGCACUGAAAUAAGACGUAAAGGCUGCACAACAGAUUUCAGCAUAAGAGAAAGGAAAUUUAGAUAUAAUACUAAAUUGGAAUUUAGUAGCUUUGUCCGUAUGUCUCACCUCUCACUCUCCCCAGUCACCCGUUCCACAACAGACAGUUUUACAAGCAGUAAAAGGAGGCAAAUGCAAAUGAAAUGGCACAUUACGUCAACAUUCUGGUGUAUCUAUCUAACACAGCGUGCAGUGAUUCUGUGGAGUGUUCAUUUUUGCAAGGCAACUUCUAAAUGGACAAAUUAAAUUUAUUUUCAAACUAUAUUUUCAUCGUUCCCAUAUGCAGAAAAAUGAUUGGUGAGAAGAAAGUAAAUGUACAUGGCAUUUAGUUGUUAUACCGAAAACAAAGUUUCAGUAUUCCUAUCAGCAAUAAUAAAAAGGCUAAUUUAAUACAAAUUAGGGAGAGAUGUUUGUCUUUGGUAAUGAACACUAAAUGUGUGUGAGAGCAUCACCCAAGACCUGUAUCACCUCCACUACUUUAGUUCCAUUGACUUUAUUCGACCGAAAUGUGCACAGUUAUCCACUUGAUACUCGUACAUGUAAAGAACCUAAAAAAUAAUUCUCUCCAUUCCACUAAUGCAGCAGGCCGCAUGUUUGAGUAUUGAGCAAUAAAAUAAAAACUAAAGAAUGGAGAACGUCAUUACCUUUAACAGAAACCAACAUGAAGAGCUUUCUGUGCAAUCGAAUAUAGUUCAAUAAAUUUAAUUGGUCAUAUUAAUCGUUUAUUGGCCAUUCACAAAGAUUCUUUGAUGUGAUUUCUAUCCUCAAGUUUACUUGGCUGAAUCAAUUUAAUCAACCUUACUUUGAAACUAUCAAUUUCCACUGCAUCCCCAUUCAACUGUUUCAGCAGAAGCAGCAUUAUUAAUGCUCUUAUAAAUAGCCCUUGACUGCUGUUGAAUAAGUGCAUGUGGAAAUGGACAGUGUUACACUCGGAUGCAACUGCCACUUUGGAACAGGCUGUCAACAGUUGCAAAAAAUCAAGAAUAGCAACUUUUGGAUUUCUGCUAAUCUGUUGCCUAGUUACUGUGUGGGAGGUCAAGAAACACUCAUAGAAAUUGCUACCCUUUGAUUUUCAAUGUUAGGGUUUCUAUUCCUGGUUUCCAUAUGCUUUUUCUUCCUCUGCAUGGUAGUGUCCUGACCAAUCUGCGGCUCUUUUCACCAGUGUGUGGUUCAUCAGAGGAUUAUAUAACUGGUGUCAACAUGUAAUGUUUGUAAGGUUGGUACUGGAGGUGGGAGAAUGAUCAUUUUGCUUUGGAAUUGGCAAAUCGACAGAUAAUGCAAAUGAUGAGAUCUGCACUCUGCUGCUGUUUCUAUUUGCAUUGCAUGUCAUUGUAAUGCUUCUUUGGUAUAGCUCAUUCCCAGGCUGGUAUGUCUAGAAUCAAGAUCUGCAGUUGUCAAAUAUGGGCUCAGCCAUUUUUCACCCAGAGUGGUGAAUCUGGAAAGCCCAAGAGAGCGGUGGAGGUUCAGUCACUGGGUAUAAUCAAGUUAGAAGUGAAUGGAAAUUUGGAUAUUAAGGCAAUCGGGGGAAAUGGGAUUUGUCCAAGAAAAUGGCACUGAGGUAAAAGAUUAGCCAAGGUGGAGGCGGUGAAAGAUUUCUAAUGACCUGUGCGUCUAUUUCUUAGUUGUUUUAUGUUAUUCCUGGAUUAGGAUCUGUUUGGGAAAUAGUUUAGAAAUACAAGGUGAGAAAGUAACAAAUUAUUUUGUCAAUUAUACUUCACAAAUCCUCAGUCCCACAUGUGAAGUAAUUAAAAUGUUAAGUAAUUAAAUAAUAUUAAUUAACUAUUAAUUACAUAUUUAUUAGUUAAUAUUGAAACUAUUGAAGGUAAACCUGCAUGGAGUUUAAGACUAAACCUCCACAAAAAAGUUUGAUUGCAUUUAAUUAAUAUAACUGUUAGAGUAGAAUGUAAAUAGGGCAAACCAGAAAUAACUAUUGUAGACAUUGAUCAAUCUGAAAUUCUGAAAGAAUUCUGACAAAAAACUGCAUCCAAAAUAUAAAUGAGAACCUCACUUGUAAUACACUGUCUUAUCCACUCCCUGUGACUGCCACCACACACGCACUGCCCACCGUUCCUCUUGGAGUGAGAGGGUCUGAGAAGAUUUUUGUCCGGUUUAACUAUAGUUUUUUUAUUCUACAAUUAUGUAAAUUUGAAAUUAUGAUUAGCAUUAUGUUGUAAAGGAUUUGCUGAUUGAGUUGUGCAACCUUGGUGAUAUUUAUAAGCCAUGAGCAGAUUUCCUUUGGUUUGCUAGUGUUAAAAUAAGAGUAAGCAUAAAUGCUGAGAUAUUUAUCGUCCAUUGCCAUGCUACAUGCACCUCACAAGCUACUCACCUGCCCACUCUGUCAGACACCUCCUGCCUCAUCUGUAGUAGAGUCUGCAGUUCCCAUUUAGUCACUACAAACAUUUAUCGAACCAGAGUGGAAAUAAAUCAUUCUCCAUCCCAAGAGUGCCUAAGAAGAAUAUAUAAAUGCAUCAGUGACCAGCCUCUGAAAAUGGGUUAUUUUGAAGUCAAUCGAUAUAUAUAUAUAUAUAUAUAUACACAUUCUGGACACAAAUGCUUUUAAUACUCAGCCCAGCUUCUUCAAUUACAUUGACAAAAUAAAAAACAAAUGUUCCCCAUGGUCUGCUCUUUUUUUAAUCACUUAUAACUAACAAGAGAAUAAUCACCAGCGUUAUAACCAAAUCAUUACACGCAAACAUUUCAAGUAAUGUUACGGUUUCUGUCACACUAUAGCAGAGGGUUCAAAUCCCUGACACUAUUUAUACAAAUGCCGCGGGGCUCUGAUUUUCAAACUACUUAAACUGCUCAAUGUGUUUCUCUUUGUCAAAGAUAUUGUACGUGUGUGUUUUUGUAAUAAUCCACGUAGGACAGGCUGUAAAUCACAUGCAUAUUCACUGUAUCUAUUAGUGCCACAUUUUAUAUUAAAACAAACAGUGCAAUGUUUCUAUAUGUAAUGUAUGAAAAAAACUGCCACGCGUAUGUACAUGUCUGUGUAUAUUUUUAUUAUCCAUUUGGACUAUGUUUUCUUAUUAAAGUUAGCAUUAAGCUUGCUA